This is a messenger RNA of Amoebophrya sp. A25, 6494 nucleotides long. Lineage: Eukaryota; Dinophyceae; Syndiniales; Amoebophryaceae. The record is from the annotation of a GenBank genome assembly.
CAGCUAGACCGAUGCAUGUUCCUUGAGAGGACGAGAAAAAACAAAGUACGCAUAGUUCUUUUUUUUGUGUGAAAGGAAGCACACAUCUGUUGAGAGUGAGAGAACGAGAGUCGAUGUUGCUUCAAACAGUUUACGCUGAGUUGUGCAUAGUUUGUUGUCUAGGAGUCUAUCGAAUGUUUAGUCGUAGUUUUCAGGCUCUUUGCGUUGCAUGGCUCUACUUGCGUCAUCCACUCGCAUGUACCCUAUCCAAAAAAUGACAGGCCGAUGGCUAUCGUGUCUUUCGCUUCAUUUCAAUAUCACUCUCUUCCUAUGUCUACCUUGGUAUCUUUUUCACUGUCUAGUCAGUAGGAGUGUUAUGCACCUGACUGUUUUCUUGCGUUAGUCGAAGAUUUAGUCUUUGAUUAACCUUAAAGGAAUGAAAAAACCCAUUGGUAGCGAAAUUUGUUUUCCCGAAACGGGUGUUGUUGUCUUAAAGACCGACGUGGCACCGCUAGGGUUCACCUUGGUGCUGCGUGAAAUCGAAAAUCCGUGAUGUAAGUAUCUAGUACACAGUCGGAUAUAGGUCCAUAGUUAGAAUCCCUAACAACUAUGUAAGCCUAAUUAAUUACGCAUUUCUUUGCCAUAAAAAGGAAUCCUUGAAUAGUUGUUAUCGCGAAACGAUUUUUCGCAAUGAAUCGGAUAUUAUCCAGCUUUGUUAGUUUGUUCCGCUUCCGUUAUAAGUGACUACUCUGAGUCGUCGUGACAGUGAGUGAAUGAUAUCUAGUAACCACAUAGUCAACAUGGUAAGUUCCGUUUGUUACAGCGCUAGUGGCAAGUAGGACUUACAGCAAAAAAUUAUUUUCUAUGAUCGUGCGAGAGCGAGUUCGUUUUUAAACAUUAAGUACUGAUGAUAGUUUGCUGGUCUCUUUGUGAAUCACCGUGGUCUAGUCCUGUCAUUAUUAUUAUUUUCUAUGAUCUGCCAAGUGUAAGCCGCGUAUGCGUAACUAGUACUAAGUUAGUAGUUAGAAAUAUGUGUACUAUUGAUUUUGUUGGUUAUUAGAAUUUUUCGAUCCACCUACUAUCUACAUCUACUUACCUUAACAUCGUUUAUCUCCAUAAAGUUUGGUCAAUGUUUCUUGUGAUUGCAAUCGCUAACAAGGGUCAUCGUCGUCUGGUUGCUACAGUCUUUGCCUUUGUUUAGUUUGUGAAAGGCAUUGUUGGGACUAGAACUAAGCAGAUCUAAUUAUAUUUCGUUCAUUCUAGUAGAAAUAGAAUCGAGAACCUCCCUCAUCUUCAAAAAUGAGUAACCUCGAUGCGGCUGCGUCACUCCGUAAGGAGUUAGCCGCAGCAGCAGAUUCCUCGGAUCGGCAGAAAAUUUUGGCCGACCUCCGAAAUUUGCUGAAUGAAUAUGAUGAUGGACAAGCUCUAGAUGGGACUACACAUAGAGAUCGAUCUAGUAAGGCGUCUGUAAACAGCAACUACAGCAAAGAUUGCACCAAGUUGGGUAAAACACCUGCACACGAAUUGAAAGUGAAGAAACUGAAUACGAGCAAUAGUAAGCAGGCUGCUGCAGGAGGCUCAGUGGUGUCGAUGCUCGACAAGAAAGCUGGUACUGCUUCAUCUUUAGAAACGACUCCAACGAACGGAGUUAUCACUUCUUCUGGAAAACAAAUGAAACGUUUAGAUAACGAACUCGAAGCAGAAAUAUGGGGAAAAACAAAAACAUCUUCUACUAAAAAAUCGACAUCUAAGAAAUCAUCUGAGGGACCUCCAAGCAUCAUCACGGACAAUCUUACUGAACCUUCAAUUUUUGCGCCUCCCACGAGGAAGGCGAGCCCGCCAAAAUCAGAAGACGUUCCAGUAGAGGUGGCGGCAAUCAGAGGACCUUAUAGUCCAAAAUCGAUUCAUGACCAGCAAAGGGAAGCCCUUUUUGGUACAAAUCUUAGUGGUAGUGGAACUAGUACAACAACUUUAAUCCCCGCCGUUGGUACAGCAACAUCGACUGCUUAUCAACAACAGCACUUGUUGAUCGGCCUUGGUGGAGGUGUAGCUCAACAACUACAUCAUGGAGGAGGUGCUUAUCCUCCCAAUACUUCUAGUAGUACUAAUGCUCCAACAACAAACAGUACAACUACAAAUCCUGCUCUGGUGAACCCAGGGACUCAUCCUUUACUGAUGCCUUUGCCACCGCACUUCAAUUUUGGACCGAACUUCACAACUAUGCAACCCAGUUUCGGAGGACUUGCGGAUCCGUUCGUUGGACAGCAAUUUCAUUUCCAGCAACAAAGCAACUCAGCAUCGACGUCUUUCGGGUCGGCGGGAGGAGGAUUGCAAGGUCAAAGUACUUCUGCAGGUGUGAAUGGAACAACAGCAGGAAAUGCAAAUCAUGGCACGUUUGUUGAGAAUCAGAUGCUUUACCCUAUACCUGCAUUUCCCGGAACGACUGGAGCUACUACAGCCAGUCGCCUAUACACCACAGGGAAUGGACUUGUAGUCGCGGCAUCUUCUACGCAGUCUUCAGUGGUUCCAAAUCAACCGCCUUCAGGUCCAGGGUCGGUAGGAAACCAGCAUCUAUCGCCUGUUCAGAGAAUCCUUGCGAAUGGCCGAAAUAAUAUUAUUCCCCACAACUACAAUGUUUAUUCUGGUUCGGGUAAUAUAAAGGUGGUGAAUCAAGCAGAAGUAGGACUUCAACAAGGCGGACCAGCAGGACAUCUAGGAUCAUGUUUAUCCACAACAUUGCCACAAGCACAGUGGCAACAGCGCUUCUUCCCUGGUUCCCAACGUGUGACGCCUAGUUCUGAACGAGUGACGCCAAACUCACAGAGGGGAACACCGAGUUCACAACGGGUGACACCGAGUUCGGAUCCGACUAGUACUACUCUGACACACGCGACCACGAUCCCAUCACCAAUGGUGGUGAUGUCGGCACCUCCAUCUUACCAUCGUCCUAGUCGCGACCAUCAUGCAGCUAAUCCACUCGAUUUGAUGGCCACUUUGGACGAAGGCGACGAAGAAGAACUACUCAGAAGCAACACGAAUUCCCAUAGUCACGUUUCGAAAAAGAUGCUGUCUGAGUUGGAGAGUAAUGGAGCAGUAACCCCCAGUGGCACACCGCCAUUGGAUGAACACUUUCUUGCCAAUCAUGCCAGAGGAGGAGGGGGAGGUGCCUGCUCUUCAUCCUCUGGAGCACAAUCACGAUCGACUUCAAGAACACCGCAGCAGCAGCAUGCGGCGGCAAGAGGAAUGCGGGCAGGGGGUCCAUUACAACCCGAAGGGGAAGCAGCCGCAAACGUCACCAGCGUCUCUUCUCCAACACAUCAACGACAGAUCGUCGUAACAAGUCCUUCGAACAAUACUUCAACCUCAAAGUCUGAUAACAAAAACAAGAACAACACGAAUGCGAAUUCUCCAACCAACAAGAGCAAUCCGAAUCCGAAGUCUUCACCUGUGGUUCCGGGUUUAGGUUCUAUCGCAGAUUUGAAAAACGGAGGAGAAGACGAGCUAGCGGAAAAAACGUCAAGCUUCACUAACAAGAGUCCGUUGAAGUUGUACAUGAGGAGUUACUCGACACCGGCUUCUCCUGCAGGGAAUUUCCGAGAUCCUGGCUUAGUAGAUGAUGCAGAUGAUGGGACACUCCUGAAAAGCUAUAGUCAACGAGAAGAAGCGGGACCAAGCAGGUACAUCAUGAGUAGCUAUAAAAAGCGACCAAAACAACGAACGGUUUCUGCAGGAUGUAGUCCUUACCCUCCUUACGUUUCUUAUGAGGAUGACACUGUGCCUGUUGGUGUUGAGGCGUAUGUUGGGAGUUGUACCAAUACAACUAGUGCAGGUGUUGAUGGUGGGGCUGCCAAACAUGACCAAUCUAAAGUAGACGCAGCUUCUACUGUCAAAAUGGUUUUAACCGGUUUCGGUGGAGAAAAUAGCAUCAAAGCUGAAGACAGUAGUAAAGCUGGAAGUAGCAAAGCAGACAGUUCCUGUGAAGACCUGAAUAUGUUGUUGCCAAUCCCAAUGCCUGUAAUGCCGCUUGUCGGACCGGGAGGACAGCCACAACAGCUUGUCCAUCAACUAGAACUCGGUCUCGGAUUCUCCUUUGAUGAUCCGUUUCCUCAGUUGUUUGGAAUCAAAGCGAAUGAAGCUGCAGCAGCUGUAACUGCGCCGCCACCAGCACAACUCCCACCAGAUCAUGGCCACGAUGAGGCCAAAAGGCCUACUUUAUUGACGGCUAUUUCCAACUCGCCGACGCAAUCCAAGAAGUCGACUGGGUCGAACAAUGGGACGCCAAAAAUCAUGAAAUUGAGUACGGAAAUAAAAGAGCGGAAAGAAAAAGCUGCCGACAGCACUGAAGGACGGGAAAAAGCAGAAGAGGUUGUAACUUUGGAAAACCUGCAGACCUAUGCGAAUGAUACAAAAAGGAUAUCGAAGCUUUCGAGUAAGGCGGUGGAAGCAUUGGAGGCUAGAGAUGCGAAAAAGGCGACGCCUUUUGAGCCGCAAUUUCGAGUUUGCGGUACUAUUUGAAAACUCAAAAUAACCGAUUUACUGACUGAAAUAAGGGAGGUAGCUUCUUAACAUCAGGGCUGCCUUUCCUUCUCAUCAGUAUCUCGGUUAUUCUGAUCAGUUACUUGCUUAUUUCAUCGGUGAUAAGUUGAGGCGUGCCUGUGCAAUUUUUAUGUUCUAACUUGAUUGUUUGUAAUUCUGUGCACAGUUCGUUUCUGAACAAGGUAGUUUGUCGAUGCUAUUCUUGUUCAAAUCUUUAUCUGACGCCGCUAUCGAUUAAAUAAUUGUCGCUUGUCGAGCACCAUCCCAUUUCCAGGUAACCCUCUAUGCCGUCGCAAGUGGAAACAGUUAACAGCGAGCAUGCUUCCUUCGUUUUGUCCGAGCUGUCGCCGAGUUCUCGAACUGAACGCCCACGAAGCCAUUGAGAAAGAAAGACAAAGACAAGACACCACGACAGGAGAAGACUCAGGAGAGCACGCAUUACCAUCUCGUGCUGACAUCCUCUGUCGCCUCUACGAUUCCUGGUACGACGAUUACCACCUCCUUUCCGAGGUCGUUGAAAUCCCACCAGCGCCGAUGCCUUUACGCGGAAGAAACUAUUUCACUGUGGGUCCCGACGUUCCUGAGUCAUUGACCGAAGCGGAAGAAGCACUGUUUGUGAACGCGAUGCACGUGAGUUUUCCCAUAGUGUUGCCGCAUACCAGCGUCGUGAAGAACUGGAAUUCGAUGUUGGUACGGAAGAAAUACCUCAGAGGAAAGGUGACGAGCAAGAACGGACAUUUGUGUAAAAUCGAUGCCGACUUGGAGUUAACGGAGAAGCUGGAGCCAACGCAAACGAAAUUGAAGGAGACGAUAUUGUACUUGUUUUGAUUUCAUCGCCUUUGGUGUGCGUGGCGGGUAAUAAUUUUCGUCUCAGGAAAUGUGUAACUGUAAGUGACGCAAGCAUAACAAAUUAGUAUUUCCACCCUGAUUGCUAUUCCUAUGGCCCCCUCUUUGCUUUUCUUGUGAAGUAAUUAGGAGUAGCUGCAGUCAUGGACCUUUUGCCUCAACUGUAUUCAAACUUUCAAGCUUACCAAUUAAAAUUAUAAUGUAACAUCUUUGUCUUGCAUCCACCUUAUCUCACUCUCAGGUUCUUCGAUUUCCGAGACGCUUUAGAUGUGGGAGAUCAAAUUCCGUUUCUCGCAAUUCCGAACCCGGUCAUGGCAGAACGCAGUUUCGUUCCUAAAUUGUGCAAAUUGAUUCGCGAGGAGGAGGAAGGGGCAGGAGAGGGAGAUAGAGAUAGCAGUGUGGCUAGGAAAAAUUCGAAGGCCGCUUCAACUAUCACUACUAAAAAGAGUGAAAUCAGCAGGAACAAUAGUCGUUUUGUUGACUCAAGGGAAAGCUUCGGCAGUCCAGGAGGAGGCGGUAGGUCACCAUAUUUGCAAGGAGCAUCUUCUAUUUCGAAAGGCUAUAACAUGGGUUAUUCGAAGAGUCCAAUGUUGAAAGGUGCAGCUGCGAUGGGCAAAGACGGUGGAAAGGACAAUAACUACUACAACUUGGUAGAAUUGCAAGUGCAAUCGACGUCGAACUACAUCUACAUGAACAAGGAUAAAAAUACAAAUAGUUUUUUCCACAACAACAACCACGUAUCUUAUUCUUGGGACAACAAUGCCGCUUGCGAUAAUUACCAUGCGGCCAGCUAUGGGAGUGGGAGUGUCGCCACCGCCGGUAGUGGGAAAGGUGGAAAGAAGUCGGGUUCAACUUCGCCAUAUAAUAGUUCCUAUGGUACUAGUAAAGGUGGAGCAGGAGGUAUGGGUAUUAUGGACCGAACGUCGCCAUAUACCUCCUUCUAUGCAACUACAGGAGGAAAUAUGAGUCCGAUGAGUAUGCAGGGAAAAGGUCCAUGGCGUCGCAGUGAUUGGGGUGGAAAGUCGAAUACUCCAAUUCUGGUGCCUCCGUCACCCUAUUUGCAGUCUUCUCUAGCUAACCCUAAUCCUAACGAGGGUAAGGGGAAUAAGAACAAUACGUAUAGUACGAGCUAA